GGGAAAAAUCUGACCUCAGCCAGUGUGAGGCUUGAGAACCUGCCUUCCAAAGGGAGGGACCUGUUCCAUUUUGGUGAGAUCCCAAAGAGGAAGAUGUGUGACAAAAUGAGUGUCAAGCCGAAGAUAUCCGUGGGAAUCGUCUGGGCUCCUUUUGCAAAAGGACAGGCACGGGAAGGAGUGGAAAAGGGGCCAGAAGUGGUGAAAGAAGCUGGCCUGAUUGAUAAACUAAUAGCCGAAGGGUGUGAUGUUAAAGAUUAUGGAACCUUGCUGUUUGAUGACAUUCCCGAUGACCCACCAUGUCAUAAUGCAAAACAUCCCAGAAGUGUUGGGACAGCAAACAAGAAGCUAGCCAGCGUUGUGGAAGAAGUGAAGAAGAGUGGAAGAAACUCUUUGGUAGUUGGCGGAGAUCACAGCUUGUCAAUUGGAAGCAUAUCUGGCCAUGCAAAAGUUCACCCUGAUCUUGGUGUAAUUUGGUUUGAUGCCCACUCUGAUAUUAACACUCCACUGACAUCAACAUCUGGAAACAUUCAUGGGCAGCCUGUGGCUUUCCUCCUAAAGGAACUGAAGGACAAGAUGCCUGAAGUUCCAGGAUUCUCAUGGCUAAUUCCAUGCCUGUCUGCUAAAGACAUUGUGUAUAUCGGACUAAGAGACGUGGACCCUCCUGAACACUGUUUUCUGAAAUCCUUGGGUAUUAAAUACUAUUCAAUGACUGAAAUUGAUCAGCUUGGGAUUGGGAAGGUGAUGGAAGAAACACUUGAUUAUUUGCUGGCCGAAAAGAAGAGACCAAUUCACUUAAGUUUUGAUGUUGAUGGAUUGGAUCCCUCUCUGACACCAGCUACAGGCACCCCAGUUGUUGGAGGAACGACUUUGAGAGAGGGAAUCUAUACAGCAGAACAACUUUUCAGAACAGGGUUGCUAUCAGCAGUAGAUAUUAUGGAGAUCAAUCCAUGUCGUGGGAAGACACGAGAAGAAGUUGACUCAACAGUCAACACAGCUGUUUCAAUUAUCUUGUCCUGUUUUGGUAAAGCACGUGAAGGUUCUUGUAUAUAGCUCAGUCACAAAAAUCCAUCUGAACAUAUGCAAUUAUGUUCCAACACGUUUUUCAGUCCUAAAGUAUAAUAUUUUGUUAAUAAUAGUUGCUUACUGAUCCACUUUGGUGAGUUCAAGCUAAUGAACAGUAAUUGUCACUCGUACUAAUGGAGGCUGGUGAAAUAAAGUGACAGAUCUGCAUAA
Molecule: messenger RNA, 1233 nt
Organism: Pelodiscus sinensis (Chinese soft-shelled turtle)
Lineage: Eukaryota; Metazoa; Chordata; Testudines; Trionychidae
Gene: ARG1
Product: arginase 1
Cellular component (GO): nucleus; cytosol; cytoplasm
Molecular function (GO): manganese ion binding; arginase activity
Source: RefSeq, a predicted model, not a curated record